AUGUGCGGCACGUAUCUCUCCACUGCAGUAUCGCCGCAGGAGCGGGCUAUUGCUCGUGCAAGGCAAGAGCAGAGGGAGGAGCAGGAGCGCGAGGCUGCCGCAGAGAGGGGUGAAGACGCCAACGGCGGUGGCCGUGGCCGCGGCGGCUGGCGAGGGCGCGGUCGUGGCCGCUUUGGAGGCGGCCGGGGACGCAGUGGUGACAAUCGUGGCCGCAAUAGCGAAGGCAGGGGCGAAGGCAGGGGUGUUCAGCCCAGCCAGGAGCAUCAGGGGCCUGAGGGCAGCGCCAGCGGCCAGCAAGAGCAGGGCCGACGAGCGGAGGCAGGGCCGGAGGGUCUAUGGGCACCGCCAAGCAACCGCUACGAGCAGCGCUUCGACCGCCCUUUCUUGGUGGCUGUGCCGCGCGACUUGGCACUGGGCGCCAGGCAGCAAGCAACAACAGCCGCACAGGGCGCCAGCACAGGCGCAGGUGCCGACGGCUGCAGCCCUGCCAUCGCCGAGGGUGGCACCGCAGCUGGGGCCAGCGGCGGGCCAGAGGCAGCGCCAUGUGAGAAUGCAUCAGGGCGGGGCUUGCCAGCGCCCUGUCACGACACAGUUGCAGCUCAGCCCCCGGCUCCGCAGUUCUUCAUCAGCCUGGGUCCAUCCAGGGAGCUGCAGGAGCGCCACCUGGCGGUGGGCCACGUGCUGGCCGGCUUUGGCGCCCUCAGAGAGGCAGCCGCUGCCACCCAGGAGGCGCGCGCCCUGCAGGAAGCCGACGCGCUGCGCCGCCGCCGCGACGGCAUCUCCGAGGCGCCCGCGGUGCCCGCAGCGCCGUCGUGCCGCGUCGUCGCGUGCGGGCAGCUGGCCCCCGGCCGCGCCCCUCCCGGGGUGGACCCCGUGAUGCUGGGGUCGUGGCCGGCGUGGCCCGAGGACCUGGCGGCGCCGUCGCCCCCCAACAUGGACGCGGAGGCGCAGGCGCGGCUGGCCAUGGCUGUGGGCAUCAAGGCUGCUGGCAACGCAGCGCACAGGGCAGGCAACCUCGAGCUGGCUCUGGCGCACUACCGGCAGGCCAUCAGGUACCUGGAGCUGAUAUCAUUCCAGAGCGACCUGCUGGACCCCUCCGCCAGCACAAACAUCUCAUACGAAACCAGCCUGCCCAUGUGGGAGACUGAGCUGGCGCUGCGGCUCAACCUGAGCGCCACACUGACUGCGCUGGACCGCGGCGCAGACGCCGUCGAGGCGCUGCGCGAGCUGCGGCACAAGGUGCCCAGCAACCCAAAGAUGUGGUACCGCCUGGGCCAGGCACUGGCGGCCCAGGGCCCCAGCUCCCUGCACGAAGCGCUGGAGGCGCUGGAGAAGGCGGCCGCGCUGGCACCCAGGGAUCCAGGUGUGCAUGCGUCGCUUGAUUCAGUGCGCGGCCGCAUCGCGCGCAGCCAGGGCGCCACCAAGGACGAGGUCGGCCGCGGCCUGGCGCGCGCGUUUAGGGGCGGCCUGCUGUACCAGGGGGAGGAGGGCAGCAGCGCGGCAGAGGCGCCCGCUGGCGCUGGCGCUGGCACCGGCAGGGGCGCGGGUGGUCCCAGUGUGCCUGAGGAGGUGGCGGCUGAGCUGGUGGGGCGCCACCUGGGCCUGCACGUCCUGAGGGGCGCGGCGGGGCCGGACGGCGGCCUGCCGCCCGGCGUGACCGACCCCGUCGCUCACAUGAUGAGCGCGUGGUUCCAGCCGAGGGUGGGGGGGUGA
Molecule: messenger RNA, 1713 nt
Organism: Monoraphidium neglectum
Lineage: Eukaryota; Viridiplantae; Chlorophyta; Chlorophyceae; Sphaeropleales; Selenastraceae
Exons: 6
Coding region: 1-1713 (570 amino acids)
Molecular function (GO): protein binding
Source: RefSeq, a predicted model, not a curated record